GCUGUUCGUCUCCAGGCUACCGCCUUAAGCUUCUCCCCCUCUUCGGUACGACGUGAGCUCCUCGCCGCCCAGCCACCAUGCCUGCCUACGGUCCCUCCCUCGAGGACCAGCCCUCAGACAAGUUCCUGUUCGGCGACCCGAAGGACAUGAUGAAGCUGAAGAACCAGCCGUACGACGCCAAGAAGAACGUCUGGGUGCCCGACAAGAAGGAGAUCUUCGUGGCGGCGGAGAUCAAGAGCACGAAGGGAGACCAGGUCACCGUCACCACUGCGGAUGGACAGACCCUGGCUGUGAAGAAGGAGAAGAUUCAGCAGAUGAACCCGCCGAAGUUCUCCUGUGCGGAAGACAUGUCGAACAUGACGUUUCUGAACGAGGCGUCUGUGCUGGGAAACCUGCGCCAACGAUACGAUCUCAUGCUCAUCUAUACGUACUCCGGGCUGUUCUGUGUUGUGAUCAACCCGUUCAAGAGGCUGCCCAUCUACACGGAGCAGGUGAUCGACAUGUACCGCGACAAGAGGCGCACGGAGGUGCCGCCGCAUCUCUUCUGCGUGGCCGACAACUCCUACCAGAACAUGAUCAUGGAGAGGAUGUGCCAGUCCAUCCUCAUCACUGGUGAAUCUGGAGCAGGAAAGACUGAGAACACCAAGAAGGUCAUCGCGUACUUCGCAAUCGUCGGUGCCACGCGGGCUCCUGUUCCGGAGAGGAAAGUGGCGACUCUGGAGGAGCAAAUCGUUCAGACCAACCCUGUGCUGGAGGCUUUCGGGAACGCCAAGACCGUCAGGAAUAACAACUCCUCUCGAUUCGGCAAGUUCAUCCGAAUCCACUUCAACCGCGCAGGGAAGCUCGCCGGCGGGGACAUUGAGACCUAUCUGCUGGAGAAGUCUCGCGUGAUCUCGCAGUUGCCGGGAAUGGAGCGUGGUUACCACAUCCCGUUCCAGAUGAUGUCCAAUGGCAUCCCUGGAACAUCGGACAAAUACAACAUGGGCACGGACCCGUCCGUGUUCAAGUUCCUGAAGGAGGGAGUGUACACCGUACAGAACCUGGACGACGGGGAGGAGUUCCGCAUGACAGACGAAGGCUUUGACAUUCUGAAGUUCUCCGCGGAAGAGAAAGACAACAUCUACCGGAUCUGCUCCGGGAUCCUGUGGUUCGGUAACACGGAGUUCGUGCAGAGGGGAGACCAGGGGGAGGUCGACAACUAUGACGUUCUGGACAAGGCCGCCACCCUGUUCGGUGUGGAGGGACCGGGACUGUCCAACGCCAUAACCCGGCCCCGGGUGAAAGUUGGGAACGAGUUCGUGACAAAGGGCCAGACCGGCAAGCAGUGCAACAACACCGUCGGCGCCCUGGCCAAGGCCACGUACGAGAGAACUUUCAAGUUCAUCGUCGCCAAGUGUAACGAGACCUUGGAGACGGCGAUGGAACGUGUCUUGUUCAUCGGAGUGUUGGACAUUGCUGGCUUUGAGAUAUUUGAGCUGAACAGUUUUGAGCAGCUGGCCAUCAACUACACGAACGAGAAGCUGCAGCAGUUCUUCAACCAUCACAUGUUCGUGGUGGAGCAGGAGGAGUACAAGUCCGAGCAGAUCGAGUGGACAUUCGUGGACUUCGGCAUGGACCUGCAGGCCUGUCUGGACCUCUUGGAAAGGCCACUUGGCGUCCUGUCCAUGUUGGAGGAAGAAUGCAUCGUGCCCAAAGCUACGGACAAAACCUACCUGAACAAGCUGAUGACCCAGCAUCUGGGGAAGAACCCAAAAUUCGGGAAACCCAAAGCGACCAAGAAGAAGUACCCUGCUCACUUUGACCUGGGUCACUACGCCGGGCCUGUGAGUUAUAACGUGGACGGCUGGCUCGAGAAGAACAAGGACCCUGUGAACGAGAGCGCUGUUCUCGUACUCAAGGCCUCCAAAAUCCCGCUGCUACCGACCAUCUGGGCUGACUACAUCACUCAGGAGGAGGCCUCCACGAUAAAGAAGGACCCCAUGAUGGCAGCCGGUGCUGGUGGGGGUAAGAGGAAGAAAGGCGGGUCGUUCCAGACCGUGUCGGCCCUGCACAGGGGGCAGCUGACUGAGCUGAUGAACAUUCUGCACGACACGUACCCGCACUUUGUCCGCUGUAUCAUCCCCAAUGAGAUCAAGACAGGCGGGAUCAUAGACGGUCCGCUGGUGUUCAACCAGCUGACGUGUAACGGUGUGCUGGAGGGCAUCAGGAUCUGUCAGAAGGGAUUCCCAAACAGGAACCUGUACUCGGACUUCCUGGAGAGGUACUCUGUGUUGGCGCCUCACAUCUUUGCUGACGGGCGCUUCAUACAAGGGAAGGAAGGCUGCAAAAAGAUCCUGGAGCAUAUAAAACUGGACACCAAGAGAUACCAGAUCGGACUCAACAAGGUGUUCUUCAAAGCCGGCACGCUGGCCAUGCUGGAGGAACUGCGGGAUGACCAGAUCACUAAGAUCAUGACGUGGAUGCAGGCCAGAGCCCGGGGGAUUUUACAGAGGAAUAUGUUCUGGAAAAUGUAUAAAGCAAAACAUGCGACUCGGGUCCUGAAAGCCAACAUCAAGGCGUGGUUCCGGCUGAAGACCGACUGGUGGAUCAUACUGUACCAACUACUCAAGCCUCAACUCACAGGCAGCAAGGCUGAGGAGUAUCUCAAGGAGACGAAAGUCCUAGUCGUGGCAGAAGAAAAGAAGUACGAGAAGACAGUGAACCAGAGGAAGGCCCUCCAACAGAAACUCAACGACCUUGAGGGUGAAACCAAGGACAUCAAAAAUCGUCUGGAAACGGAACAAGCCGUGAUGCUGAAUGCCGAAGAGCAUGUCGGGAACCUCCUGAAGGAGAAGGCAGAACUUGACGCGCAGGCGCAGGAGGUAGAGGAGCGUCUGGAAGAUGUUGCCGACCAAAAUAGACACCUUGAGUCUAAGAAAAUCAAGGCUGAGAUGGAGGCAGAGGAGCUGCAUAAGGAGAUCGAGGGAAUCACACUCAAGCUCACAAAACGUGAAAAGGAAAAACAGGAGGUCGAGGACAAACUGCGCGCCAUGAUAGAGGAGGUGGCCGUCAACGAUGAGCUCAUCAGUAAACUGUCGAGGGAGAAGAAGAAACUGGACGAGCUGAAUGCGCAAACGUUGGACGACCUUCAGUCGGAGGAGGACAAGGUGCAGAACCUCUCCAAGCUCAAGGUCAAGCUGGAGCAGACGUUAGAUGACCUCGAGGACAACCUUGAGCACGAGAAGAAGAUCCGCGGGGACGUGGACAGGGUCAAGCGGAAGUUGGAGAAUGACUUCAAGAACACCCUGGACCUGGUGUCGGAAACGGAGCGCUACAAGUCCGAGUUGGAGGAGAAACUCAAAAAGAGAGAGUUUGAGAUCAACGCUCUAAACGCUAAGGUGGAAGACGAGGCCAGCAUGGCCCAGCAGCUACAGAAGAAGGUGAAAGAACUCCAGGGUCGGAUCGAAGAGCUGGAAGAAGAACUGGAGACCGAACGCGCCGCCAGGGCUAAGCUCGAAAGGCAACGCGCCGAACUAACGCGAGAACUGGACGAUAUCGGGGAGAAGUUGGAGGAGUCCAGUGGCGCCACCGUAGCUCAGGUGGAGCAGAACAAGAAGCGGGAGGCCGAACUACAGAAGGUACGGCGUGAACUUGAAGAGGCCACAAUCUCACACGAGGCAGCCACGGUGAGCCUGAGGAAGAAACACAACGACACUGUGGCAGACCUGACCGAGCAGGUGGACAAUCUCAUCAGGGUCAGGGCCAAACUGGAGAAGGAGAAAAACACCCUCCGGGUAGAGGUGGACGAUCUAGCCGCGAACAUGGAGCAGGCGACUAAAAACAGGGUUCAGGCUGAGAAAGCUAACAAGCUGUUGGAGGAGCACCUCGCUGACGCGAACGCGAAGGUGGAAGAAAACCAGCGGUUACUCCAGGACCUGACAUCACUCAAGCAGAAGCUGACGUCAGAGCACAACGAUUUGCAGCGGCAGUUGGAGGAGUCUGAGGCGUCGUCCAAUCAGCUGAGCCGGACCAAGAGCAUGCUGACCCAGCAGAUGGAGGAGGUGAAGCGCCAGCUCGAGGAGGAGACCAAGUCUAAGAACACCUUCCUGCACCACCUCCGCGCCAUCCAGACGGACUGCGACAACCUGCGGGAGUCUCUGGAGGAGGAGCAGGAGGGCAAGUCGGAACUCCAGCGUAAUCUCACCAAGGCGAACGCAGAAGUCGCCGCCUGGCGCUCCAAGUAUGAGACUGACGCCAUUCAGAGAACCGAGGAGCUGGAGGAGGCUAAGAAGAAACUGGCUGCUAGGCUACAAGAUGCGGAAGAACAAGUGGAGGCAGCUAACGCGAAGUGUUCCAGUUUAGAGAAAACCAAGAACAGACUUGCCGGGGAAGCGGAAGAUCUGAUGUUGGAUGUAGAGAAGGUCAACACCUCCUGUGCACAGCUGGAGAAGAGACAGCGCCUACUCGACAAGCUGGUAAUAGAAUGGAAGAUCAAGUGCGAGACGCUUCAAGUGGAGUUAGAUGCUUCACUAAAGGAGAGUCGAACCUACCAAGCUGGGCUUCUAAAGCUGAAGACUGCCAUGGAUGAGGCACUGGAGGCGCUGGAGACCACCAAAAAGGAAAACAAGGCUUGUCAAUCUGAAAUCAACGACAUGAACGACCAGAUAGCGGAGACCGCUAAGCAGGUGCACGAGCUGACAAAGGCGAAGAAGCGGCUGGAGUUGGAGCGUGACGAGCAGCAGAACGCACUGGACGAGGCGGAGGGUUCGCUGGAGAUCGAGCAGGGCAAGGUGGUGCGGGUACAGCUGGAGCUGGCGCAGCUGAAGGGAGACAUCGAGAAGAGGAUGGCCGAGAAGGAGGAGGAGUUUGAGGCCACCAGGAAACAUCACCUACGCGCCAUCGAGUCCAUCGAGACCCAGAUCGAGUCUGAGAACAAGGGUAAGGUGGAGGCCCUGCGCGUCAGGAAACAUCUGGAGGGACAUCUCAACGACAUCGAGGUGCAGCUCACCACGGCCAACAGGGCCAACGCCGAGGCUAGGAAAACUAUAGCCAAACUACACAACCAGAUACAGGAGAUGCAGGUUCAAAUAGACGACGAGCAGCGACAGCGAGACGAGAUCCGCGAGCAGUACAAUAUCGCCGAGCGGAAGAACCAGAUGCUGCUGGCCGAGACCGAUGAGGUUCGCGGGCAGUUAGACACGGCGGAGCGGUCCCGUAAGACCGCCGAGGCCUCCCUGGUGGAGAGUAACGAGCGCCUGGCGGAGCUGAGCACGCAGAACUCCGCCCUGGCCGGCCACAAGCGGAAACUGGACGGCGAUCUGCAGGAGAUUCACGCCACUCUGGAGGAAACUAUCUCCGAGCACAAGCAGACCGGGGAACGGGCUAAGAAAGCCAUGGCAGAUGCAUCCCGUAUGGCUGAGGAGCUACGUGGAGAGCAGGAGCUUUCUCAGAAUCUGGAUAAAACUAAAAGAACUCUUGAAGCAAAUGUUAAAGACUUACAGCGCCGACUGGACGAGGCGGAGGCCAUAGCACUCAAAGGUGGAAAACGUGCCGUGGCGAAGCUCGAGACUAGGAUCCGGGACUUGGAGACCCUCAUCGACGAGCACCGCCGUCUGCACCAGGAGGACAUCAAACAGCUGCGCAAGAACGAGCGCCGCCUGAAGGAGAUGACUUUCCAGGCCGAGGAGGAUGCUAAGAACCAGGAGCGACUUCAGGAGCUGGUGGAGAAGCUGCAGCUGAAGAUCAAGGCUUUCAAGCGUCAGGUGGAGGAAGCGGAGGAGCAGGCAUCCAGCAACUUUGCCAAGUACCGCAAGUCCCAGCACGAGGUGGAGGACCACUCCGAGCGCGCCGAGAUCGCCGAGAGCUCCCUCAACAAGCUCAAGUCCAAGAGCGUCGCCUACACCGUCAAGAUCACCCGCCAUUCUAACUAGGAAGUUAACCUGGGGACAAGGUCAUUCAGUUGGAUCCGCAUCUGCUUAGAAUGCUGACAAAUAGAGGCAAACGAAAGAAUCGAAGGGUCAUUUGAAUGCACUGACUAACGACCGACGGCCACUGUGACCAAUAGGAUUAUCAUAUAAUCAGGGAAUCCUUGUUUUUAUUAGUUUUUUGACAUUGAUGGCUUAGAAUUAGGAACGUUAUUUUGUGCAUUGAGAUGGUCUUUCAGUUAGAGCAAUUUCAGAAAUGUGUUAGAAGAUAAAGCUUCACUCUGGGCAAUAGUGUGUGGAAUCGAUAAUCGUUAAUUGUCUUAUCAAACAAUAAAGAAUGAAAAAAA
Molecule: messenger RNA, 6250 nt
Organism: Branchiostoma floridae (Florida lancelet)
Lineage: Eukaryota; Metazoa; Chordata; Leptocardii; Amphioxiformes; Branchiostomatidae
Product: myosin-16-like
Exons: 36
Coding region: 78-5909 (1943 amino acids)
Cellular component (GO): myosin complex
Molecular function (GO): cytoskeletal motor activity; ATP binding; actin filament binding
Source: RefSeq, a predicted model, not a curated record